UCAAACCUUCUCCGUGUGAGAAGAGGUUUUGCUCAGCAGUGGGUAUUUAUAGGCUGUGAUGUGAUGUGAAAUAUGAUGAUGGACGAAUUAUUGAAAUCUUUUUAUGUGUACCUGGCUCGAAAUGUAUUUACUUCAGAAACUAUACAAGAUUCGCCGAAAGGAACUAUUCUUCUUGGAAAGUUUAAAGAAACUUUCUUGACCAGCAACGAUGAGCUCUUAUUGCUUAUGAAUAAAACAAUCAAUACAGAAAUAUUAGAGAGUAAGAAGUUAAAUGAUCAUAAUUAAUUUUUCGAAUGCAGAAAUAUGUCAAUGUACGUACAUACAUGGGUACAUCAAUAAUUUUCAAAAUAUUGAGAAGUUGAAUUGAAUGGCUCAUAACCUAAUGGCGGAUAAUAAUACAGAUUUUGAAAAUAUACUUCUGCAAAAUGCACUCUUAUUUACGGCUAUUAGAAAACAUAAAACAGAAGAGGAAAAGGUUAAAACAGUGAGUAAAUAUUUGAAUCAAUGCGCUGACAUCAAUUCCAUGGAUGCCAAUGAUGAAUUCAAUACACCACUGCAUGUUGCAGUAUUAAAAGGAGAAAUAGAAGUUGUGAAAUUCCUCGUAGAUAAAGGAGCAAGUAUUACUUUGACAAAUAGUAAUGGACAUACAGCAAUUGAUAUAGCUACAAUUUUAAAACCAUCUAAAAGUUUAGCCAUUGCUAAGUAUUUUAGGACGCUGUUGAAAGAACAAUGUGCUAAUUUUCACAAACAAGUUUAUACACCAAAUGAUGAUACAAAGUCGGAUGCGGCGAAUAAACACACAACAAUGCCAUUGAUUUACUGCAAAAGAAGCGGAACUUCAGCUCUCAGUGGUCAGCGUUAUGAGACAAAACUUCUGAGUCUUAUCUUGUUGAGAGCUUUGCAUGACAAUGAAAUCACAGAUUUUUACUUAGGCGUCAACCUAAAAAUGCUGCCGAUAACCUUGAAUGGUAUUUAUAUAAAAUAUAAACUGAAAAAUUGUGAAAAAUGGAAAAUAAUACUUCUUCAAGUUCAAAACAAGGACGAUCCAUCAAAAGAUAAAGUUACAGUUGACAGCAUUCUCAAAUUAAAAGGGGAUUUAAGUUUGUAUGCAUAUUUAGCGGGUUAUCAAAAUUUAUGGCCAAAAUCACUCGCUGAAAACGAUUAUGAAAUUGUUGCUUUUACGUCUGCGCAUGAAAACUUUUAUAAAAAACAUACUGUAAAUAAUACAGAUAGUACUCGAUUUCUCACAACUCAACAAGCUACGUAUUUAACCAAGACGUGCAAGUUUUAUGAAGAAGCUGGAAAAGAUAUACUCGAGACACCGUUACUUAGUUUCUUGGAUACCAUUUACCGCGAAAAAAUCAAGAAAGAAAGAGCCACUUUUGAACGAGAUGUAGUACAUUCAUUAGUCCUUUCAAAGUUCUUACAGAGCGGCCAUCUUCAACUCAUUUAUUCAAAUGCAAUAGAUUUCACAUGUAUUAAAAUAUUUCAAUAUUUUAAUGAACUCAACAUGAAUGACCGUUAUUUUUUCAUUGAUUUGGAUUUCGUGAUACUCAAAAAUUAUUUUGAUGAUUUGAAAUCUGAAUUAAAUGAAACUAAAAUGCCAUUACUAAUAGUGGUGUGUCAAGGUAAUAUUGGUCAAGAGAAGUUAAUUGAAAAAUUAAAA
This is a messenger RNA of Spodoptera litura, 1666 nucleotides long. The record is from RefSeq and is a predicted model, not a curated record. NCBI's taxonomy places the organism in Eukaryota, Metazoa, Arthropoda, Insecta, Lepidoptera, Noctuidae.